AACAACCUCUGAUCCAGCAACAACAACCUCUGAUCCAGCAACAACAACCUCUGAUCCAGCAACAACAACCUCUGAUCUAGCAACAACAACCUCUGAUCCAGCAACAUCGACUUCUGAUCCAGCAACAACAGUACCUGAUUGUGAUUCUGGGUCUGACAGCAGCAGUAGCAGUAGCAGAAGUAAAGAGAUUCGUGAAAAUAAGAAAUGUGGGGAAAUAAAGAAUGACUGCUUUAAACGGAAGGGGAAUUGUGAGGAAGGAACGGGAUGCCAGUGUGAUGAACCAAAAAGCAACAAAAUCAAGUGCUACUGUAGAGCAACAAUACCGUAGGGAAAAUUUGCAGUAGAACUGUACACUUAACACUUUGCACUUAUCUGCUACAUUAUCCCAAAAAUUAUAGGAAAAAGAG
Messenger RNA from Owenia fusiformis, 407 nucleotides. Lineage: Eukaryota; Metazoa; Annelida; Polychaeta; Sabellida; Oweniidae. The record is from the annotation of a GenBank genome assembly.